Messenger RNA from Eruca vesicaria subsp. sativa (arugula), 942 nucleotides. Lineage: Eukaryota; Viridiplantae; Streptophyta; Magnoliopsida; Brassicales; Brassicaceae. The record is from the annotation of a GenBank genome assembly.
AUGGCGGCGAUUAUCCGGUGCUGCUCCUCCUUUUCCGAUACCUCCCGCGGCGACAAAUCUCGAGUUCCAGAGACUGGGAAGUUAGCUAAAUCAUUUGGUUGCUCCUUAGUCACAACACCUGGGGCUUAUCAUCCUAUCUCCAUGAUCAAACCUUUGUCUACCAACAACCCCAAGGAGCGUGAAAGCAAGGGAAUCUUACAGACAACACGUGGCAGCGUGGAAACUUUUGACAAGUUGUCAGCUUUUCAGGGAAUUGGGAGGCUCAAAUUACCGGUGAUGCCAGUGUUGUUGACAAACUCGAUUUUGAUGUGUACACCACUUGAAGCUUUAGCUGCUGAAGUUUGUGAGCCAGAGAACUCCAUGUUCAGCAUGCCAAUUUUGUCGCUUGUAGCUCUUGUUGGAGCCACUGUUGGAGGUAGGUUGCUUGCUCGGCAGAGGAGAGGGGAGUUACAGAGGCUAAAUGAACAGCUACGGCAGAUCAACGCAGCUCUUAGGAGACAAGCGAAAAUCGAGUCCUAUGCACCAGGUUUAAGUUAUGCACCAGUAGGAGCAAGAGUCCCAGAGAGUGAGGUCAUCAUGGAACCAAAGAAACAUGAGUUGAUCUCCAAGUUGAAAACAGGAAAGACCUUUCUGAGGAGUCAAGAGCCAGAGAAAGCUUUUGAAGAGUUCAAGACAGCUUUGGAACUUGCCCAGAAUCUCAGAGACCCCAUCGAAGAAAAGAAGGCUGCUAGAGGCUUAGGCGCUUCGCUGCAACGUCAAGGGAAGUACAGAGAAGCCAUACAGUAUCACAACAUGGUUUUAGCUAUCUCAAAGAGGGAAGGAGAAGAUUCUGGAAGCACUGAAGCGUAUGGAGCUAUCGCAGAUUGUUACACUGAACUGGGAGAUCUCGAGAAAGCUGGUAAGUAUUAUGACAGUUACAUUGCUCGGUUAGAGACAGAUUGA